UUGGAACGGGAAGACUUACACGAACUCAGUUCUGAACUUAGCAGACUUUUCGCUCUGGGAUAUCGAUGGAGUCAUGGAUACACCCAGUGCAGACUACAGGCCAUGCUUUAUGCAUUCAAGCACGACAUGACUUUCGAACCCGAUGCGUGUUCACAUCUCUCCGACAAUGACUUAGAGGGUGCUUUGAAAGCCCUUGAGGGGCAAGUUGAACUCGACCCUCAAGAAGUAGCUAUUAUCAAAUAUACUCCAAGUGUUGACGACCCUCAUGCUUCAUUUGCUGAUGAAGUUUAUUAUCCUCCCAUCAACAGACAAAACCAAGAGGAAUUGAGGCGGAAGAUUUUAGCACCUGAUGCUAUUGACUUGGACAUGCCAGAUCCUUACGCAAAUUUUGCAGUAGUUAAACGGGCUUGGAUUCCCCAAAUGCGCCGUCGAUCACCUACACACUUCCAAGCUCCAACAUUUAAUGACUUGAGCGAUCCUGACGAAAGAGAAGCAGUAGAGUUUUUGAAAGAAUACAGAAAUGAAGGACCAGACGAGAACUUUCGAGAUGAACCCUCCAACGAUAACCCUCUAUCUCACGAGGACAUGAAUGAAAUGUACCCCAUUAUAAAGUUUUUGAAUGAUAUGCACUUGAGUCCAAAAGAUGUUCAAAAGCUCUUGAGACCCGAAAACAGCGUUCAAUUACUAAAUUUACUAGAGAGGUUCGAUAAUGCAAGAUAUCACGAAGAAGCCCAGGACUUGCUGAGGAAAGAACUGAACAUAGAAGAUUUUCCAAGAGAAAAAUUUCCUGUGAACUUCAAUACUCCUGCUUGGGAAUCAAGGUUAGGUAUACAAGAUGUCAAUGAUUUUCCAGAAUCUAGAGUCUACUAUGAUGAGGGGGAGGAUGAGAAUCCUUCAGAAUAUGGCAGUGGUCAUCCUGUUGAUGAACAACAGAUUUUCAGAGGAAGAAUCCCAGAAGAUGACCUCGAACCCGCAGAAGAAAGGCAAAUAUUUAACGACCUCAAUAACGGUUUGAAAACGAACGCGCUUUCUGGAAGAAACAUCAUUCGACCGGCUGUAUAUUCCGAGGGAGGGGUUGUAUGGACUUCACCAAGAGAACAAAAUAUCAAAGGAAUAACAUCAGAAGAAGAUGAUAAAUUGAUAAUGAAGCACAAUUUGGACAGGUUACUUGAAAGGUAUAAUUUGGGAUUCAAAAGGCCAGAAAGAUUAGACGUCAAAAAACCAGGUCCACCGUUCAACCCCCAGAUUACUGAUUCAUCACAAAGCGCCCACGACAAUCCGCAUAAAAGUGAAAGGGACUUGAUGAUUCCGUCAAUGAUGAAAAAAGAACCUCGGGGUGGCGGGCAUCCCUACCCCGACUUCGAUCCAUUGAAAAAGAAAAAUGAGCUGAACUUCAUACACAUAUAUUUUAAAAACCAGAUGACAUCAUGGAGUCAAGGAUUGAACAUUAUUGGAAAUAUUUCGAAACUCCUACGAAUCGAGCGGGGAUUUUUCGUAGAUGGAAGGGCCGAACCGUCUUCUGUAGUCUUCAGAGUGAUCCGUGGAUUGAAUGCUAACGAGGUGGCCAAAGAAAUUGAAGCAGUCAAAGAUAAAUUGAGAGAACAGACAGGAAUGGAAAUAACAUCUAUUGAAGUUGGAGAUAGAGAGAAAGGCCAUUCAGUAGUUUUCACUCCCCUUCCUGACGAAAAUCAGUUCUACAUAGUCUUCUUCAUGGUCUGCGGAGUUCUCGCUGCUAUGAUUGUAGCAUCUGUUGUAUUGAUUUUCAUAAGGCGCCAUAUUAAAUCACGUGAAAAGCUUCAGGGUCUCUCCAGACCAGAUACGGAAGCCAGCAAAGAUUAUCAGGACCUAUGUAGAUCGAGAAUGGCAACCAAGGGACAACCCGCUGGAGAAACCGUUCAUGGUAGAAUAACUUCCUUGUCAAGAGAAUCUGAACAGAGUCCUUCCAGUAGAUCCAGCACAUCUUCAUGGAGCGAAGAACCAGCAUUGCACAAUAUGGAUAUAUCAACAGGUCAUAUGGUUUUGAGCUACAUGGAGGACCAUCUAAAAAACAAAGAUCGUCUGGAACAAGAAUGGGUGGCGUUGUGUGCUUAUGUCGCUGAGCCGUCAGAAUCGAAUAACGCUAAAAAGAAAGAAAACAAGGAAAAGAAUCGUUACCAAGAAGUUGUUCCUUACGAUCACGCUCGAGUAGUUCUCAAUGAACUCUCGAACCUCAACGGAUCGGACUACAUAAACGCUUCCAGUAUAACGGAUCACGAUCCGAGAAAUCCGGCCUAUAUAGCUACUCAAGGACCAUUACCUCAUACCGCACCCGAUUUCUGGCAGUUGAUCUGGGAACAAGGAGCUGUUGUAAUUGUGAUGUUGACAAGGUUAACCGAAGGAGGUACAGCGAUGUGCCACCGUUACUGGCCUGAAGAAGGAUCUGAACUAUACCAUAUAUAUGAAGUACAUCUAGUGAGCGAACACAUUUGGUGCGACGAUUAUUUGGUGAGAUCAUUCUACCUGAAGAAUAUACGAACUGGCGAAACUAGAACUGUCACUCAAUUCCACUUCCUGUCUUGGCCAGAAACCGGAGUACCGUCAUCCACCAAAUCGUUGUUGGAAUUCAGGAGGAAGGUGAACAAAUCGUACCGUGGAAGAUCUUGCCCCAUAGUAGUUCACUGCAGCGAUGGUGCAGGUAGGGCUGGUACUUAUUGUCUGAUCGAUAUGGUUCUCAGCCGAAUGGCUAAAGGUGCCAAGGAAAUCGAUAUUGCUGCAACUUUAGAACAUCUUCGAGACCAACGUCCUAAAAUGGUAGCUACGAAACAGCAGUUCGAGUUUGUCUUGACUGCGGUAGCUGAAGAAGUCCACGCUAUUCUCAAGGCACUACCCCCACAACCAAAUCCCGCCCAGGCUCAAGAGAAAGAGAAGUAGUUUAAUGCAAAAACCAAAAAGUAACGUCCAAUAAUCUAGUUCCAUUGGAGGUUCUUCGGGUUCUUACAUCACGGACUCAAAUUUGUGUACCUUUAUUUUACCUUGCUACAUAUCUAUAAGUUAUCCAAGAGGUUUCUUCUAUCGAAAGAAAUGUUAUCCAAAUUUAUUGAUGUUCGUUGAAUAUACUUUCGUUAUAACAUAUAUGAAGUAUUCAAGAGAUUCUUUAACGUGAGUCAGCCAAUUUUCCUCUCUGUACAUACCUAUAUAGUUUACUCCAUUGAAUCAUAUCUGUGAACUAUAUUUAUUUUUGUUUUAUCCUCGUUAUAAAAAACCUGCGUUAAAGAAAAUAUUUUUUGUAUAACAUACUCGUUAUAAUUCAUUUGAUCGACGUUUUUGAUAUCCAGCCUCUCAAAAAUAUCGAUGAAAAUGUUUUACACAAGUGUUACUGGUGACGCUUAAAAGAGAAAUAUAUAUUGAAUAUUUAUAUAACUUGUAUGUUCCAGACUGAACUGUUGCAAAAUUAAUAUUUGAAUGAGAUUUUAUCGACACAAUCUACCUGAGGAGUAUAAAUAACUAGUUGUUAAUUUUACUCCUCCCAUCUACUUACUAUUCCAUAAUGAUUAUAGUAUUUUAAUAAGAAGAAGGAUGACGAAAUGUUCUAUGCUAUAUUUAUCAAGUAUAUUUUGUCAAAUUAUAAUGAUAAUGUUAAUAACUGUGAAACCAUAAAUCAAUGUACUGAUUCUUUCUGAAUUAGAUUUUAGUGUAAUGUAACUAAGUGUAUGUAUACAGCACACUAGUUGUUA
This is a messenger RNA of Leptinotarsa decemlineata (Colorado potato beetle), 3713 nucleotides long. RefSeq names its product tyrosine phosphatase IA-2 (gene IA-2). Gene Ontology annotation, molecular function: protein tyrosine phosphatase activity. Gene Ontology annotation, biological process: protein dephosphorylation; regulation of secretion. The record is from RefSeq and is a predicted model, not a curated record. NCBI's taxonomy places the organism in Eukaryota, Metazoa, Arthropoda, Insecta, Coleoptera, Chrysomelidae. Gene Ontology annotation, cellular component: synapse; secretory granule.